Messenger RNA from Pyricularia grisea, 273 nucleotides. RefSeq lists its product as uncharacterized. Lineage: Eukaryota; Fungi; Ascomycota; Sordariomycetes; Magnaporthales; Pyriculariaceae. The record is from RefSeq and is a predicted model, not a curated record. The coding region runs from base 1 to 273 and encodes 90 amino acids. The transcript has a single exon.
AUGCAAAAAGACGUCUUACAUGACUCCUACCCGCCGUUCCAACAUGUAAGCGCUCGCGCACGGCCUCUGCAGCAGGCAAACGUGCCUAGAGGACGCAAGACGACCGUUGAAGGAACGACUUGGCCUCGAGGCAAAACAUUAUUGAGACGAAUGCACAAGCUGCAAUCGUUUAUGCAGCCGACCUCUUCUGCAACGGCGCUGCUUCUGCUCUGUUGCCGCCGCCGCUGCGGUGCAGCAAAAGAGAAACAAAAGGUCGAUACGAGACGGAAGUAA